AUGAACAACGCACACCAACUCAAGUUUACGGAGGCGCGUCAUGAGUUUGAGUUGGGGUGUUGGAAUAAACUGAAGCAAACGAAUUGGUAUGCCUCCCUUCAGGCCCUGCUGCCUCCCCCCACUAAUACCCUAGGGGAAGCAAACCGUACUGAUUGGGCCGUCGCGGCAGCAGCACCAGCCGCAAACUCAGCAGCAGCAACAGCAGAUCCAGCGGCAGCAGCAGCAAACCCAGCAGCAGCAGCAGGAGCAGCAGCAGCAGCAGCACAGCUGCCUCCCCCUCUCAGCAGCAGCGGCGGCUUCACAGAACCUCCUGACCCUCCCUGUGCUGCUGGUACUGGCGAAGACAACGCAGCUCAGGUGUCUAGGCACCUUUUUAAGUUGUGGGGUUGCUGCACUAACCCCAACAGCAGCCUCCUCCACUCUGCUGAACCCAUUGACUUGCCUUCCCUCCCCUCCCCAGAACACCCUGCAGCAGCAGCAGCAGCAGCAGCAGCAGCAGCGGGCAACCUACCCGCGACUCCUGGAGCAGCACCAGCGGAACAUGCAGCAGACGAGCCUGCAGCUGCAGCAGCAGCAGCAACACCAACAAGGGAUGGAGGAAGGGGGUGUCUUGGUUGUUGCAGUUUGCAGCAAGAAGAGCCGAAGCCUCUCAUCAGAUCAGAAAGAGGAACUGCCUUAAGGAGAAAGGAGAGCAGCAGCAGCAGCAACAGCAGAAGCUGCGUCUGUUGCACCACCACUUGCUGCAGCAACACCAACUGCUGCUGCAGCAGCAGCAGCGGCAGCAGCAGCAGCAACAACAACAAGGGGAAAGGAGGCAGCAGUUUAUACCCCACUGGGUCGCCUGAUGAAGAAGGAGAGGCAAACAGAGCCAACGACAGAAAUGAAAUAAAAGCCAAGAAAACAGAAACAGAAAAAACACUCAACGCACCCACACCUACCUCUGCCUCCAGCAGCAGCAGCAGCAGCAGCAGCAGCAGCAACAGCAGCAACAGCGGGCGAGGGCGAUAUGUGGUGCAAGGAAGAAGCCGCGUAGCAUCAAACAGGCAGCAGCUGCAGCGGCAGUGCAGAGAAGAAAGAGAGAGAGGUAAAGACACAACAGCAGCUGCAGCAGCAGCAGAUGUGGGGUGGAAGCAGCAAACAGCGCGUUCAGCAAGACCAGACCCUUCGCAGCAAAUCCACAGCAGCAGCAGUCGUCAUUCUCAGAGGGUCCCUAUGCCUUUGUCUUUGAAGCAAGCGAACGCUGCUGCUGCUGCAGCAAACGCUGCUGCUACAGCAAACGCUGCUGCUGCAGCAAAUACACCCACCAGCUUUCAACCAGCCCCUCACGCAACACCAAGGCAGCAGCAGCAGCAGCAGCACCUUAUGCAGCAGCAACUCCACCAACAACAGCUGCUGCACCAACAGCAGCUGCAGCAGCAGCAGCUGGAGCAAAAGCAGCUGCACAGGCAGCAGCUGCAGCGGCAGCAGCUGGAGCAAAAGCAGCUGCAUAGGCAGCAGCAGCAGCAGCAACAGCAUCAGCCGCAACGGAUAGCUUCCCCUCCCCCCCUUACUCUCCCUAAACCUUCCCUCUACCCCUCAGACGCGCACCACAGGCAGUCACCUGAGCAGCAGCAGCAGCAGCAGCAAAAGCAACAACAACAGCAGCAGCAGCAGCAGCAGCAAGAACAAGUGACCCCACGCGCAUGGCCUGUCACGCUCGGCAGAUCACCCGUUAUAUUCAUGGGUGAAAUCCAGCAGCAGCAGCUACAACAGCAGCAACUACAGCAGCUACAGCAGCUACAACAGUUGCAACAGCUACAGCAGCAGCAGCAGCAACAGGUUGCCUUUGCUGCAAGUGAAAUACAGCAGCAAAGCAUGCUCCAGCAAACGCCCCCAGCCGUAUCACGACUGCUGCUGCCAAGCCCGAAGACGCCGCUGCUGCUGCUGCCUCCGUGUGCUUCAGCUUCGCAGCAGCAGCAGCAGCAACAGCUACAGCAGCAGCAGCUACAACAGCAGCAUCAGCUACUGCAGCACCAACAGCUAAUGCAGCAGCAACAGCUACUGCAGCAGUUACAGCUACAGCAGCAGCUACAGCAGCAGCACCAGCUACAGCAGCAGCACCAGCUACAGCAGCAGCAGCAACUACAGCAGCAGCAUCACUCAGCAAUGAUGCUGCAGCAACAACCUGAUACUGCCUUGACAACCACAUCUCCUCAGCAGAAGCUCCAAUCCCCUUAUUCUGUACAGCUUCAGCAGCAGCAGCAGCAACGCCUACCAGUGCAGCAGCAACUGCUGCAGCAGGGGCCCCACGGGCCAGCGGAUGCUGCGGCAGCAGCAGACGUGGAGAGCGAGCUGUCUCCCUACACGCAGAAAAAGCAGCAGCAGCAGCAGGAAUUGCAGCAGCAACAGCAGCAGCAGGGCCUGAAGCAGCAGCAAGAAUUACACGCGGAGCACCAGGGAGUGCUGCACCAGGGUGGCUUGCAGCAACAGCAGCUGCUGCUGCUUCCAGAGACCCAGCAGCAAACCUUGCUGCAGCAGCAGCAGCCACAGCAUCAUCGCCACCAACCAGAAGAGGAAACGCAUCGACUCACCCACCAAACAGGGGAGCAGCAGCAGCAGCAAUUACAGCAGCAGCAGCAACAACAACAUGAACUGCAGCCGCGGCCGCAGCAGGAAUUGCAGCAGCAUCAGCAGGAGCAGGAAGAGGAGCAGCAGCAGCAGCAGGAAUGGCAGCAGCAGCAACUGGAGGGAGCUCCACAACUAAGAGCAUCAGACAGUGGAGGCCUCAGGUGUAGCGACAGCAGCCCCCACUGCAUGCAGCCCCAAACCACAGCCAACACUGCAGCAGACAGAUGCCUUAUAAACGCCCCCGACGCAGCAGCAGCAGCUGCUGCUGCUGCUGCUGCUGCAGCAAAUCCUGGCGGCCUACAGACCGCUGGAAUGUAUGGGGGAGGCACGCAAACGGGUCCUACCCAGGAGGAGGAUGCAGCAGUGCAGCAGCAGCAGCAGCAGCAGCAGCAGCAGCAACAGCAGCGACAGUUGGUUGACCUGUGUACAGAUGAGCAGCAUGUGCAGGCCCUGGCGCAGAGAGAGCAGCAGCAGCAACAGCAGCAGCAGCAACGGCAGCAGCAGCUGGUGCUGCUGCAGCAGGAGACAGACGCACAGACCCCUGGAAGCCCAGAGGAGAUCCCCAAGGAGACAGAUUCAAAUGGUCUAUCGCAGCAGCAGCAGCAGCAACAGCAGCAGCAGCAACAGCAGCAGCAGCAGCUGCAGGAGCAGCAACAGCAGCUGCAGCAACAGCAGAUGUCCCUGCUGUCUAGCGAGUUACAGCAGAGGGGUCGGCUGCUGAUGCAGAAGCAGCUGCAGGAGGAGGAGCAGCAACACAGCAGCAGCAGCAACAACAGCAGCAGCAGCAGGGCUAUGAAUCACUGGUCUCCUUCUCCUGCUGCAGCAGCAGCAGCAACGUAUUGGAAUACCCUCAGGCUGGGGGCCCCCCAAAGGGCCUCCUCAGUACAACCCAGAUUAAUGAACACCCACAGAGGUCUACCAGCCCCUGCUGCUGCUUCUGCUGCUGCCGCUGCUGCAGAUACCUACAGAGGGCGUCCGUGCUUCGUGUCUCCCAGAGUGGGGCCCCUUGAAAGUGCUGCGGCACCUGCAGCAGCAACAAGAGCAGCAGCUGCAACAUCAGCAGCAGCAACACCAGCAACCCCGUUCCUUGCUGCUGCUGAAACGGAGAACUGCACAGGAGUAUUUCCUGCUGCUGCUGCUGCUGUGUCUCCUGCUGCUGCACCAGCUUCUGUUCCCCCCUCCACACACAUGCAGCUACAGCCCCGGCUUGCCACUGUUUGGAUGCCGCAGCAGCUGCCACUGCAACAGCAGCAGCAGCCGCUGCAGCAUAUGCAGCUGCCUCUGCAGCAGCAGCCGCUGCAGCAAAUGAAGCUGCCUCUGCAGCAGCAGCCGCUGCAACAGCUCAUGCAACAGCAACAGCUGCAGCAGCAGCAGCAUCUGCUGCUGCCAACAGUACGUCUGCCUUCGGUGCCUCCUCAGCUACCUGGGCCUUUAAUUGUCUCUCCUGGGGCCCCCGAGGCCCCGCCGCAGCUUCUGCUGCAGAUGAUGGGACAGGGGGGCGGUUGGAGUGUACGUACACCUCAGCAGCCCCUGUUAUAA
This is a messenger RNA of Eimeria acervulina, 4146 nucleotides long. RefSeq lists its product as hypothetical. The transcript has 4 exons. NCBI's taxonomy places the organism in Eukaryota, Apicomplexa, Conoidasida, Eucoccidiorida, Eimeriidae. The coding region runs from base 1 to 4146 and encodes 1381 amino acids. The record is from RefSeq and is a predicted model, not a curated record.